Trypanosoma cruzi is the source of this 2592-nucleotide messenger RNA. RefSeq lists its product as uncharacterized. Bases 1 to 2592 code for a protein of 863 amino acids. The transcript has a single exon. The record is from RefSeq and is a predicted model, not a curated record. NCBI's taxonomy places the organism in Eukaryota, Euglenozoa, Kinetoplastea, Trypanosomatida, Trypanosomatidae.
AUGUUUCUUUUUUACGCUACGUCGGUGUCUUUUUUUUCCUUACGGCACUUCUUUUUUUCUUUUUGUUUUUUCUUCUGUUCUGCAAAUGUGGGCAUCUGUGCGAAGAGGGUGAAAGGAAGGGGGUUGGAGAGGGAGGGCAUGGAGCCCACCGCCGGUUCUGCAGCUUCCUCUCCUUCACUCCGACCAGGCUUCACGUCCGGCACCCACCGCCGCGCGCUGACCGUCGAUCUCAUGGGUCUGCUGGACAGCAAGGAGACUGACGGCAUGGGCUGGGAAGUGGCGACGAAAGGACGUGCACCAGUGUACGUGGCCUUUGACCCGGAGCGGCUUUGGCAGAUCCCUGAUGGCGGUGGCGCAGAGGAGGUGGGAAACAACAGGGCCUUUCACGGCGUGAUGGUUGUAUUUAGUGUUGGGCCUCUUUGCGGUGACGAGGGGCUCCCAGAGGUUGGCGGGGACGCCUGUUUUGGCGGAUGUGUUCUGAAGUUUCUCAUGUUGCGGACAGACUUCAUGAGGCACCUGAGUUCUUUUUCGGCGCCACUGUGCUCCUCAACAUGCGAACACAGGGAGGAGGAGGAGAAAGAAGAAAAAAGGGAACGCGAUGGGUUUAGGGCCGUGCUUCUUUUCACAGAUGUCAAGAUGGAGGGAACAGACGAUGAUCGGGCACUGUCUGUGGUGUACGUGCAGCUGGCAAAAGAGUGGCGACAUGCUGUGGAUCGUGUGGCUGUGCAACGGCGUGCUGCGCAGGUUAUCGAUGCCGCACUGUCACUCUUUCCGAGUUCUUUGUGGGUAAUCUUUUGGGUGGAUUUUACAGGCAUUCUUGAUGCGAAGGAUUCCUUAUUACCACAUGAAAUCCGUGAUGCUUGGUCGGAAAUUGCCGCCGCCUCCGCCUCUACUCCAUCAGCUCCCCGGGUGACAGUUCUUGUGGAGCCUGCUGCUGCACUAAAGCUGCGCCAGGAUGCUGCAAAAGUGACGGGUGAGGCCGCGCCAAUUUUGGCUGCGGAUGCGAACCUCAGUACCGUCAAGGAGACGCUAUGUAUGUCGUCCGGGAGGCGUCCUUUUGAUGAUUCUCAGCGAGGGAUCAGUGCAAGUGAAAGGAACUGCAUGGAUCCUUAUGAGCUACUUGUAUCUGGGGAUGUCGAUGGAAACGGCGGAAAGAAGGGUGGUAACAGCAGCGACGACGGGGAGGAUGAAUUAAUUUGGAAGAAAUACAAGCGCACGAAGACGAACGCUCAGGAUGCUAAUGACGGGAGUACCUCUCAUCUUGGGCAUCCUGCACACGAGGAAAGUGACGAUGAGGAGGAUGAGUUGCUUUGGAGGAAGUUCAUGUGUGUCUUGAAGGAGGAAGCGGAGGUUUCAAUGCAUAAUGCGACGCAAGGCCUUUCCUGUUUGUUUCUGGAGUGCCCGGGCGACAAUUUGUUUUCCUCACCUGGUGAUGAUGCAUCCAUACGAGAGUUGCUCGCGUCGUGGUCAUCCCUCGGCUCCAGUCACCUACCGCGCACCAUUGUUUUGAUUGCUGGUGAUGACAACCUCCUUGAGCGUACGCUGCUCUCAUGGGUGAGAGUGCCGUGGAGCCAAAACGCAUUGAUACUUCCUGUGUUCGGCGUGAGCGAGCUUGUCACUGGCCAGCACUUUCAAGAAGGUGUAGAGUUGCCACCGUCACGAUCAUCUUUGCCAUCUGUCGCAGCUGCUGCCUCACUGUCGAUGAAUCGUGAUGCCGCCUCCGCUUCUCACAGGUUUUUUAGGAUUUUAAAUUUCGCCGUUCGGUACUUUGGCAUUGAUGUUCACCACAGCGCUUGUCUCUCAGUGACGCGACCUCUUAUGCAGGCGGCGAGGUUGCUUGAUUUUCGGGUUGUGGGAGAUUACGCUUGUGUUUUUUCAUGGGUCAUGCAGUCGCGCGCUGGGAAUUCUGCAGUGCAGGGCUUGUUGGACGUCGAAGGAGAGCGGGAACGCCUUUUUGCGGAGCUGUGCGCCACCAACGAGCUGGCGCGGAAAUUGCGUGAGAGUCCGCGAAGACCAGAGAUUCUACUGCGCGUCAUGGGAUCCAUGCGUGUAGGGGUUGUGCGCCCCGUUGUUUAUGACGCCGUGGCAUUGGCCUCGAAGUCUCUAACGGGGACGCGCGUUAGGCGCUCUCUGGACACUGCGCUCUCACUCUCGCCAGAACAACGAAGUCGGGUGUAUCGUUACAUGGCUUCUUUCUUCACGAAAAAUGUCUUUUGCAUCUCUGUUGAUAUUGUGCGGUCAUGUGAUUCAGAUUAUUUUUUGGGCUACCACUUCUCUGCAGUCGGUUACUUGAGGUACGAGCUCUCAAGUUGGGUGCGGCGCCAUGUGUUUGUUGAGUUACAAGUUGAUUUUCAGCCAUUACUGGAAGGGGAUCCGUUGGGUGCGGAGACGGAGCCGCACUGGUCCCGGGUGUUCCGGCGUCUCUCCUGCACAUGUACACCGCGACGUCACGAAGUGCUUCUUCGUACCGAAACUGGAGAGAAGAAAUGUCGUCAUUUGGCUCAGCUGCUGUAUUGGUCUCUGCGUCCACGUCCGUCCUGCACCACCUCUUUCUUUAGGAAAACAUUUGCUGAUCAAAACCACGCGUCAUAG